AUGUCCACUGAUUUAUCAAGAGAGGAUGCAGAGCUUCCAUCAGGUCCCUUGAUUCUUGAACCCUAUUUGCCGCCGAGAUAUGCGCGAGUAGCUCAUCUGGAGUCAUACUCUUAUAUGUUCGCACCACCCAUCGCCGAACGGAGUAACAAACCAGCCCCUCUCCCCCUCCCCCCCCCGCCAGACGACGGUUUCAGCAACGUGAGUGACGUCGUGACGCGCAAGAUCUCGACGACGAUCGGCUGGCACGCAGCGUCCGGGCAGAAGCGUGGUCACGCAGGCAAGUGUCUCGCCACGCAGUACAUCCGGUCGAGACUGAAGCGCGCGGGCCUCCUGCACAAGAAGCUGGGGCUCCAACGGCUUCGCUCCGUGGCAACACCUCGCGCGGAAUGGGAGGUGUGCGAGGUGUUCCCCCGCGUGUCAGGAAUCGGACAGGAACUCGAGCGCACGCAUCCUAAACUCUACAACUCGGUGGCACGACAGCUGUCAAUCACCCUCACAUCAGACAAGGUCGUGAGGUGGGUUUUAGUGCAGGUGGCCCACCAUGUCUUCCGAGGCGAGGUCAACUGGGCCAGGAUUAUCUCCCUGUUCGCUGUGGCCGCCGGGUUAGCCUCCGACUGUGUCAAGCAAGGGCACCCGGAGUACGUGGCGGGUGUCAUCGACGUCAUGGGCAUCGUCACGGAGCGCCACACGGCCCCGUGGAUAGCCUCGCAAGGGGGAUGGGCGCAGCGAGGGAAACCAGCGGCAGAAGCGUGCCCCGAGUUCGAGCUGGCGGUGACUCUGCUUCUCACGUGGGAGGCGGACGGCGUUGCCACACACUGA
Penaeus vannamei (Pacific white shrimp) is the source of this 819-nucleotide messenger RNA. Lineage: Eukaryota; Metazoa; Arthropoda; Malacostraca; Decapoda; Penaeidae. The record is from RefSeq and is a predicted model, not a curated record.